AAGGUUGCACGUGGAUUCUGAGCCCCGGGCUGGCCUGACGCUGGGCACACGUAUAAGAGUUGUCGUUGAUGUCCUGGAGGGAAUCUUGUUCAGGACAGCUCUGUGAAGCGAUGAGACCCCUGGUGUGCUGUGACAACCUCCUGUUCCAGUCCCUUAGUGCCCAGGUUCCGGAACUCUGGCUGUGGCCUUUCUGGGCUCCCCUAUUUCACAGGGGGCCCUUUGGCCAUCAGAAGGACUUGCUAACUACCCCAGUCUCACCUCAUCAGUGGGCCCCCAGCUGUGGACAGGUGGCCAGCCCUGCUUCCACGGUCCAUGACUGCUCUCUUCUCUCUGCCAGUCACCGUGACCCCUCCGAGUGGAUGGUCCAGCUUGGUGAGCUGGCUUCCAAUGUGGUUUUCUGGAACCUGCGGGCCUACGUCAACCGUUACAGGGUGCGUGAUAUCCUUGUGCACCCCCACUUCAGUGAGGGGUUCAGUGACAUCGCCCUGGUGAGGCUGGCCUCCCCUGUCUCCUACAACAAGUACAUCCAGCCCAUUUGUGUCCUGUCUUCUACCUUCAUGUUCGAGCACCGGCCUGACUGCUGGGUGACCGGCUGGGGAGACAUCAGCGAGAAUUACACACUUCUGCCACCUUCCUACAACCUCCAGGAAGUGCAGCUCACCAUCCUAAACAACACCAGGUGCAACUACCUGUUCAAACAGCCUUUUAGUCGUGGUAUAAUCCCAGAUUCUAUGGUUUGUGCUGGUGCUGAGGAUGGCAGCGUAGAUGCCUGCAAAGGUGACUCAGGUGGACCCUUGGUCUGUGACAAGGAUGGGCUGUGGUAUCAGGUUGGAGUUGUGAGCUGGGGAGUGGGCUGUGGUCGGCCCAACCGGCCCGGAGUUUACACCAACGUCAGUCAGCACUUCAACUGGAUCCGGAUGCUAAUUUCCUGCAGUUCACCCAAGCCAGGCUCCUGUCAGUGGCUGCUGCUCCUUAUUCUGCUGUGGGCUCCCCAACUCCUGCAGCCGGCCUGAGUCUACUGUAGCCUGUGGGGUACAGUGGGUACCACAGUGCCAGCACACUCCCCCAGGCUUGAGCACUCCAGGGUUGAGGUCAGGACUGCCUGCCUCAGGUUCCUGUACCCUUUGUCCCAUUAUUUGCUAAUAAACACAUGUGCAUGUUCAGGUU
Molecule: messenger RNA, 1167 nt
Organism: Galeopterus variegatus (Sunda flying lemur)
Lineage: Eukaryota; Metazoa; Chordata; Mammalia; Dermoptera; Cynocephalidae
Product: putative serine protease 41
Exons: 4
Coding region: 69-1013 (314 amino acids)
Biological process (GO): proteolysis
Molecular function (GO): serine-type endopeptidase activity
Source: RefSeq, a predicted model, not a curated record